AUGGAUGUGGAUGACUAUUAUGAAGGAAGGAAGUUGAUAAAAAGCAUGUUAAGCAAUAGGAAAAUGCUUCUUGUCCUUGAUGAUGUGAGUGAUAUAAGCCAACUUGAAAAUUUGGCUGGCAAUCAAGGAUGGUUUGGCAAAGGGACCUUAAUAAUAAUAACAACUAGAGACAAGCAUUUGUUAUUAUCACAUGGUGUAUCUACUUGUUAUGACAUCAAAUUCUUGACUGAUGAUGAAUCUCUUGAACUUUUCCAUCAAAAUGCUUUUAAAGGAAGUAAGCCAAGUAAAGCUUUUUUGGAGCUUUCUAGAACUGUGAUUCAAUAUGCUAGUGGCCUUCCUUUGGCACUCAAAGUGUUGGGUUCUUUUUUUUGUGGAAGAACUAUAGAGAAAUGGAAGGAUGCGCUUGCUAAGUUGAAGAAGGUUCCUCCAAAUAACAUUUUGAAGAUACUUAAGGUGAGUUUUGAUGAAUUAGAUCAUUGGGAAAAGACUAUAUUCUUGGAUAUUGCUUGCUUUUUCAAUGGGAUGGCCAAAGGCCCUCUCAUUCAAAUUUUAGAAAUUUUGGAUGAGGAUCUUCACCCAACAAUUGGAAUAGAUGUUCUUAUUGACAAAUCACUGGUAAUCAAUUCAGAAGGGUAUUUGUGGGUGCACCAGACACUUCGAGAUAUGGGUAAAUAUAUAGUCUCUCAAGCAUCACUUAAUGAUGCUGGCAAGCGUUCUAGGAUAUUGUCUUUGAAGGAUGCCAAUGAUGUAUUAGAAGGAAAUAAGGGCACAGGAGCAAUUCGGGGUAUAGCCAUAAUAGUAGAAGAAACAUUUAAUGCACUUUGGAAUCCUGACGCCUUCUCAAGGAUGAUCAAUCUCAAAUUACUUGUCAUUUCAGGCCGCUCACAUAUUUCUCAUUGUCAAUUGAAUCUUUCAUGUGGAAUUAAGUCCCUUCCCAUUGGGCUGAAAGUCUUAGCAUGGGAUGGGUAUCCUUUAGAUUCUUUGCCCAAUCAAACAAAACUCCAUGAACUUCUUGUUCUAAAAAUGCAACAUAGCAAGUUAAAAGAACUUUGGAGGGGAGCACGGUCUCUGCCAAGGUUGAAGUCCAUUGAUUUAUCUCAUUCAAAAUUCCUCAUCAAAACUCCAGAUUUUUAUAAAAUUCCUAAUCUUGAGAUAUUGAUUCUAGAAGGGUGUUCUAAACUGGUUGAAGUUCACCAGUCUCUUGGGCAACAUAAGAAUCUUGUUAUUGUUAAUUUGAAAGGCUGCAAAAAAGUUAGAACCCUUCCAAGUAAAUUUGAGAUGGAUCGCUUAAAGAUUUUUGUUCUAUCUGGUUGUUCAAAAAUUAGAAAACUUCCUAAGUUUGAAAAGGAUAUGAAAUGUCUCUCUACACUUGAUUUAGAGAACACUGCUAUAUCCAAACUACCUGAAUCAUUGGGCAAUUUGAUUGGUCUUGUUGAAUUAAAUUUGACGGGUUGCACAAAUCUUGUUUGCCCUCCAAAUAAUGUUCAUAAAUUCAUAGCCAGGAAGAUUAUCAAAAUUUCUGGUUGGUCUAACCCUUCAAGGAUGCCAGAGGAUUUGAAUGAAAAUGGGGCUUUGGAAGUGCUUGAUGUGGGUCGAAUUUCUUCAUCAUCAUGGAGUUGUGUGUCCCUUCUCAGGAAGUCAUUUGGGCUUCAAAGGCCUUUAAGCUCAACAAAUUUUAUGGUACCCAUUUCUUUAUCAUUCUUGAGCCAAUUAAAUUUAGGUUAUUGCAAACUUCAUGAUGGAUCACUUCCAGAUGACAUAAGCAUGUUAUCAUCAUUGACACAUUUAAUUUUAAGUGGAAACAAUUUCAUUGACUUACCAUCUCGCCUCAUUUCCAAUCUUUCCAAGCUUCUAUUUGUUGAUAUUGUUAAUUGCCCUACGUUUCGGUCCUUGCCACAACUUCCGUCAAAUCUAUCAACCAUUCUCGCAAGCGGUUGUCCAUCAAUGGAGCAUUACAUGUGUUCGCAGAAACUAUGGGAGUUCAUUGAAUCAUUCCAAUCUCAGGUUAUCAAUUUCAGCGACGGCUUUAUAGCUUGUUAUGAAGAACAUAAACCUGUCAUUUUAUUUCAGGAGUAUGGAAUCCUUACACAAGAUUUACAAAUUCCUGACUGCUUCAAGCAAUAUAGUCGUGUAUUGACAAUUCAAGGUAGUGAAGUGCCACCAUGGUUUCAUAAUCAACACUAUUUUUGUGAGAAAGAAAUCAGUGAUCCAAAUGUGUCAUUCGCAGCAAGCAUACCUGAAUAUUGUCAUUCAAGUGAAUGGUGGGGCAUAGCCACAUGCUUAGUGUUGGAAAACGAUUUAGCAUCUGCACACCUUGACUUGGAGCACCCUGAGAAUAUGUUUGAUGAUGUUUGGUGGACUUACAGAUUGCCUAAUGAAAAAUUUCAAGAAAUUCACUGUGGCUAUCGUUUGUGUGUACAAACAAAUUGUAGUCAUCAACUCUGUGUUAUCUAUGCUUGUGGUUCCUCUUUGGCUGCAAACCAACUUCAAAUGGUAUUUUUGGUAACUAAGACAUCAAAGUUUAAAAUAAGGAAGUGUGGGUGGCGUUUACUGUGUAAAGAAGAUGUUGAAACUUGGCGAACAACAAGGGAAGAAGGAUGUAACAGCAGCAAUGCCAAAAUUUUGGAAUAAAUC
Prosopis cineraria is the source of this 2634-nucleotide messenger RNA. Its product is annotated as TMV resistance protein N-like. NCBI's taxonomy places the organism in Eukaryota, Viridiplantae, Streptophyta, Magnoliopsida, Fabales, Fabaceae. The coding region runs from base 1 to 2631 and encodes 876 amino acids. Gene Ontology annotation, molecular function: ADP binding. The transcript is spliced from 5 exons. Gene Ontology annotation, biological process: defense response. The record is from RefSeq and is a predicted model, not a curated record.